CUCUGCGCCUUUAGCCCCAGGUGUCUGAGAGGAGAAAGAUGCAUCGACUCCGCUUACGGGCCUUCACGGGGAUUUCUGCCUUUGCCGCCUGUUCGUCCUCUGCCUGCUUUCGCCAAUCACCUCCGCUGCCCCGGACCGGGAAGUCGGCCUCGCAGAGGCGUUGGAGUAAAAAGCCAUCCUGCUCUUCUAUCGGCUGAUUGUCGCUGAUUCCCGGGCGGGGGGGAGCAGAGAGACCGAGACCCAGAGAGGGGCCGCGGGAGGCGAGCCCAGCGCCGCUGCGACCAUGCCCAAGCCUAAGAAGCGGGGGAGCAACCACCAGCGCGGAACCGGUGGUCAGCCCAGAAAUGUGCAGCCUUUUAGUGAUGAAGAUGCUUCAAUUGAAACUAUGAGCCACUGCAGUGGCUUCAGUGAUCCUGCUAGCUUCACUGAGGAUGGGCCUGAAGUUGAUGAAGAAGCUACUCAAGAAGACUUAGAAUACAAAUUGAAGGGAUUUAUUGAUCUUACGUUGGACAAGAGUGCAAAAACACGACAGGCAGCUCUUGAAAGUCUGAAAAAUGCUUUUUCUUCUAAAAUUCUGUAUGAGUUUAUCAUGGAAAGAAGAAUGACACUAACGGAUAGCAUUGAACGCUGCAUAAAGAAAGGUAAGAGCGACGAACAGUGUGCAGCUGCUGGACUGGCAUGUCUUCUGUGUGUGCAGAUGGGGUCAGGAAUUGAAAGUGAAGAGAUUUUUAAGAUCCUUGGUCCAGUUCUGAAGAAGAUUAUCUGUGAUGGAACAGCCAGUAUCCAAGCCAGACAGGCUUGCGCAACCUGCUUAGGGAUUUGCUGUUUCAUUGUCACUGAUGACAUUACGGAACUGUACUCUACUAUGGAAUGCCUGGAAAACAUCUUCACAAAGGCCUAUCAGAGAGAUAGAGAUACUAAUGGUAUAUCAAGUACCCAUAAUACUGUGCUUCACAUCAGCGCUCUCUUAGCAUGGACAUUGUUGUUGACCAUUUGUCCAAUGAAUGAAGUGAAGAAGAAAAUCGAAAUGCACUUGCAUAAACUUCCGAGUCUGCUGUCUUGUGAUGAUCUCAGCAUGAGGAUAGCUGCUGGAGAAACACUAGCACUUCUGUUUGAACUGGCACGUGAAACAGAUGCUGAUUUCUUUUAUGAAGAUAUGGAGCUUUUAACAGAGAAACUACGAGCACUGGCCACUGAUGGAAACAAGCACCGAGCCAAAGUAGAUAAAAGAAAGCAGCGAUCUGUUUUCAGAGAUGUUCUGCGAGCUGUUGAGGAGCGUGACUUUCCUACAGAGAUGGUCAAGUUUGGACCUGAGCGCAUGUAUAUUGACUGCUGGGUUAAAAAACAGACUUACGAUACAUUCAAAGAGAUUCUGGGGUCGGGGAUGCAAUAUCACUUGCAGUCAAAUGACUUUCUUCGGAAUGUCUUUGAGCUUGGUCCACCAGUAAUGCUAGAUGCUGCAACUCUCAAAACAAUGAAGAUCUCUCGUUUUGAAAGGCACUUGUACAACUCUGCAGCAUUCAAGGCUCGGACAAAGGCUAGAAGCAAAUGCCGUGAUAAAAGGGCAGAUGUGGGGGAAUUUUUCUAGAUCUUUUUCAUGGGGUUCAGUUUUCAAAAUAGAUUUGUAACCUUUAAAUGAUGAAGCCUGUAAAUAUAAUGCAUGUUGCUGUUUAGUUGCAUAUAGAUUGUAUAUAGAUAAUGUAAGGUUUAGUGCAGGGAUACAUUAUAACACUUGCAAUAGAUACAACUUGCUCCAAAGGUGGAUAUAUUUAUUGUAACUGAACUGUUAAAUGGAGUGGGUAACUGUAGUCAAAUGCUGUGUGUCAGACUGGAUUCCUUACUUCAGUGUAAAGAUAAAAGUCAAUUAAUUCAUUGACCCAGUGUUUUGGUAAGAAAGUGUUAAUAUGAAAACACACUUGUUUGUGUGAAGUUAUUUUAAUAACUUUUAAUACUCUUCAGUGGCAGAUAGACAACUUUUUAUACAGUACAACUUUAUUCUGAAGGGGACUAUGAAAUUAACUUCCCUUUAUUUACAGUGAAAUAAUGAAUGCCACUCACCUCAAGGUAAAAUACAAAUAAUGUUCUCAUGUUCUGAAAUUGGAUGCUUAAUUUCUGGAAUAAAGGUGUUUUUCACUGCUCA
Molecule: messenger RNA, 2140 nt
Organism: Pogoniulus pusillus (Red-fronted tinkerbird)
Lineage: Eukaryota; Metazoa; Chordata; Aves; Piciformes; Lybiidae
Gene: IFRD1
Product: interferon related developmental regulator 1
Exons: 12
Coding region: 284-1588 (434 amino acids)
Cellular component (GO): nucleus
Source: RefSeq, a predicted model, not a curated record